Molecule: messenger RNA, 525 nt
Organism: Sparassis crispa
Lineage: Eukaryota; Fungi; Basidiomycota; Agaricomycetes; Polyporales; Sparassidaceae
Exons: 2
Coding region: 1-525 (174 amino acids)
Source: RefSeq, a predicted model, not a curated record
AUGCCAAUAUCGUGCAAAUUGAGACCUAUAUCCGGCUACAUCAUCUCCUCGCCGUCGAUCUUCGGGUGGCUACCGGUCCACUCGUUGACGCGGGGAUCCAGCACGCGGACUACAGAAUCUGCGGUUAGUUCGCGCUGCGUUCGACCGGGCCCAGGGCGGCACGGUUGGCAAGGGCAAUCCGUCUGGAGCAUCGUGCACAUCGACGAAAUUGGGGGUCUCCUCCACUAUCCCCGCCGACCACAUGUUCACCAGCAUGUUGCAGUGGUGGACCUGUACGUCAUCCUGCUCGACGAGAUCCUCGAGAACCCGGAUGUGUCGGCGCAUGGGCGCGCGGUGUACUACGUCGUGGAGAACAGCGAGGUGUCCUCGGGUGGGCGACAUCGCGCUCGCGGAAUCUCCAAGGCGCUCGUCGUUGGCACCAGCAAAGACGCGCCCCCGUUCACUGCCAACGAGUUCGUGAAGUAUUGGGGCAUCGAGGUGCAUAUUCCUUACCUACUGGCCCCCGUCGAUUUGAGGUUAACGUGA